Radiomyces spectabilis is the source of this 1874-nucleotide messenger RNA. RefSeq lists its product as uncharacterized. The coding region runs from base 147 to 1427 and encodes 426 amino acids. NCBI's taxonomy places the organism in Eukaryota, Fungi, Mucoromycota, Mucoromycetes, Mucorales, Radiomycetaceae. The transcript has 3 exons. The record is from RefSeq and is a predicted model, not a curated record.
UAUCGAACACGAUCCAACCUAUGAUGCAUGGGGCACGCCUGAUUUUUCUCCUCAAUCCGCUCGAGAGUCUCUGUUUGCGAGUUCGGAAUUUUGGUUCUUUAAUUCGGUCCAGUUCGAGCGAAACGUGAAUAACAUACAAAUGGCCCAUGGAAAAGCCAAACUACGCUCAUCAGCAGAGAACUAUACAGAAAAACAAGUAUGUGCGCCUCACCGCAUUCUCGUCAUACCUCCUUCCCCAGCCGAUGAAGAACCUGGAUGGGCCACUCUCGUGUCCAUGCUACAGAGACGGUAAGCGGUGUCAACGGCGCCCUAUUUCCCAUGACGAAAUCGGCUGGGCCAUUAUCUAUUGUUCAACUUCGCUCUUAUGCAAUCCAACUGUUCCCAAAGCUCCGGCCGCGUCAGCACCCAGGGAACAGACACCGAUCUCCCCGCCUGCCGUACCUCAGUCUCCUCCAGCCGCACCGCAUUCCCCACCAUCUACCACACAAGGUUCCCUGAUUCGUGAAAGCGCCAGUCUCGCAGAUAUGUUUGAUGAUUUUAUUGGUGAUGAUGGACCUCGUUCACCACCUCCUGCCGUUGUCAACACAUCGCCGCCUCAGCCGGCACCUGCUACCACUGUUCCAUUAAUAGAGCCUUCUUCAUCCUCUGCGCUUGAUGCGACAUCUUCCUCCACCCCCGCCUCUUUGUCCAAAAAGCGACGACAAUUACCUUUUUCCUCCCAAAAUAUUGAACCUCUUUUAUCGCAAACAAUGGAACCCCAAGACAGUGUAGAAGAGACAUCCACACGAAGAACACGUCCUCGUUUAUCAAGCAAAGAACCACAUGAAACGACGGCACCACAACAUCUUAUUGCCGACACCGAGCCCGGCGGUAUUGACAUUGACCUUGAUCUUGAUCUGCCUACAACGACAGUAGAUAUGGAUCCACCGAGAGAAACAGUGACUGUGGAAACUCACAAUGAAUCAAGGGGUCAUCCACGAGAAACAACACCUUUGGCGCUUCCCCAGACACCCCGCGGUCGAGGGACCGCGUCAAAGAGACAGAACAAAAGAAACACAAGAACCACGAAUAUACCCACCUCUGCUUUGAAUCUGUGGAACGACAAUGAAGCGCAAGCGAGUGAACACGCACCAGAAAGCGGCAAUGAUGAAGAAGAAGAAAUCAUACCGGGGAAGCAAUAUUCUGUCAUCGAAUUUGCUGCUAUUGUGCGUCCACCAGCAGCGGCCCCUUCCAGUCAUUCGUCCAACGAAGGAAUUAACUAUAAGCGAUUCCGCAAAGUUCAGCCUAUCCAGCCUCCUGAUUUUAUGGAUUUUGUUCCCAUGACAUUAAGCGAUGCGGAAAUUCGGACACGACAAGGUAAACCGGCCUUGGAAAUGCUUAAUCGGAACUGUGUCUCAUUACUUGCUUCGUAUAGAACCGUCGGUUAAUCUGUUUACCAACACCGAUGCUGGCAAUCCACAAGCCAUUGUGGAUCCUGAUAUUCAGAUUCGUGUUAAUACCAUUGCCCACAGAAGACGACGGUGAAACCUCAAAAAGAACACGAAUAAAAAAAACCCCGAGAACGCAUGCGCACCUGAAGUUGAAAAAAGGAUUAUUAAUGGCAAUUUGAAAUAAAAAAAAAAUCAGUUUUGCGACUCCAUCCAACCCAGCCAUGGUAAUGCAUACAAUAAAGGCAUUCCUGUUCAUGACACUAAUCCCAAAGACAAAAAGAACUUGUUGACCAUCUUUUUGGUCUUUGUGGUGCUGCUUAGCAUCUUUGUCUUUAUCUUAUUGUUUGGACAGAGCCCUCAAUUCAGGCAAGUCCUAUAUAUUGCGACCCGGUUUCACUGUAACGUGGAGGACAACCAAUUGAAUGAUAAUCUGUUGGUGUAGAC